Camellia sinensis is the source of this 504-nucleotide messenger RNA. Lineage: Eukaryota; Viridiplantae; Streptophyta; Magnoliopsida; Ericales; Theaceae. The record is from RefSeq and is a predicted model, not a curated record.
AUGAGGUUUUUGGACGCCUACAGUGGCUUUCAUCAGAUCCCCAUGUUCAUCCUUGAUCAAGAGGCAACUACAUUCAUUAAUCCAACGGACACCUACUGCUACAAGGUGAUUCCCUUCGGCUUGAAGAACGUUGAUGAGGCCCUUUUUCCAGCUUCUAAGGAAGAAGGCCAGCUUCGCGUGGAAAGACCAGUGCUCCAAAGCACUUACAGAACUAAAGAAGUAUCUUUCUUCCCCUCCUCUUCUGUCCACUCCAAUCCCCAACUCUUUCUCUACUUGGCUGUCUCUGAUCCUGCUGUAAGUGCAGUCCUGAUCAGAGAAGAGUGGAAGGAACAAAAGACAGUGUACUACGUUAGCAAGACCCUACUAGAUGUCGAAUUCAGAUACAUGCCACUGGAGAACUUGGCAUACGCUCUACUGAUCACUUCUAGGAAGCUUGCUCACUACUUCCAAGGGCACACCAUCAAUGUCCUUGCUGAGUAUCCUCUCAAGUCAGUGUUCAACUGA